This is a messenger RNA of Vollenhovia emeryi, 1828 nucleotides long. RefSeq lists its product as uncharacterized. Bases 604 to 1380 code for a protein of 258 amino acids. The transcript has a single exon. The record is from RefSeq and is a predicted model, not a curated record. NCBI's taxonomy places the organism in Eukaryota, Metazoa, Arthropoda, Insecta, Hymenoptera, Formicidae.
CACAGCUCGUAGGUACGUAACCGCCGCGGCGAAAUUUAAUGAACGAAUCGCGUGGCCGCUGUUCAACAGCAGUGUCUCGAUCUCGAGACGCGAGUGGGUCUCUGUGUCAGGAAGGGUCACAUGCUCUUGGCGCGCUACCAUCAUGAGAAUUUUUACCUCAGCCCCGUCCCGCCGCGAUGGCAGCUGUAUAGCGAGCUGAAAGAGAAAGAGGAGGAUGCAAGGACGAGAGGGGUUCGCGACGGAGAGAAGAUAGAAGAGGAUUAUCCACUCAUACAAGUGAGGUCGUGUCGUCACGUGCACCGGCAUAUCCGUCCGUUUAUACGAGAGAGAGAUACCUCAACCCCCUUCGUGAAGGAUGGCACCUAGGAGGAUGGCUCCUCGCUGGUAUAUAUCUGCCCGGAGACUUGGUCCUGAUGCCAGUUCUCUCUAGUCGAGGAUCAUCCAGCUCGUGGGUGCGCGCAACUAUUUGUAUCUCCGACUAGUCGCUUCGGAUUUCGAGUCGCGUGCCUCUCGCGUGACUUCGAGGAUACGAGGUGUCUGUGAUUUAGUCCCAAUUCGCCCAGCUAAAGCAUCCGCGAGUUGGAAAAGCCAUCCGGGUCCAGCAUGUCGGCGAUUAAGAUUAUAUCCAAGUGCGUGCUGCUAUUGUUAGUCUGCGGUGCAACUAUCCGCGCCGAGGAGGACGGCGGAUUCCUUGAGCGAGGAUACCGUGCUCUUUAUCGUGUCUACGAGGAGUGCGAGCAUCGCAAUUUGGCUGUGUCGCCGUGUUUGAAGAAGAAGGCGGUCGCCUUCUUCGAGAGACUCGGCCGUAUACAGACUUUACCGAUCGGCGACAAUAUCGAGCUGGUCAAAGUCGCGUCCACGACGGACGACAGCUCGAAAAGCGCCGAUCUGGAGAAGACCCUGGCUAGAACCAACGGAGGGGCCAUGGACGAAGUACUCAACGAUAUUCUGUUCGAGCGCGUGGCCGCGCUAAUGAACAGUUUCAACGUGCAGAUCAGCUUACCAAAGACAAAUUCCGGCGAACUGAAGCGGAGUGUCGAGGAGGGCCGUGGGAAAAUGAAGAAGAUGAUGGGCAUGAUGAUGAUGGGAUUCGCCAUGAAACUCGCCGCGUUAGUCCCCAUUGCUAUGGGCGUGCUCUUCCUGCUGGCCGGCAAGGCACUGAUCAUCAGCAAGAUCGCUUUGGUUCUCUCGCUGAUCAUCGGCUUGAAGAAGCUCCUUCAGCAGAAGCAGGGCGGCCACGACCACGGCGGCUGGCAGCAGAGCGGCGGAUGGGACAGAAGUCUCAAGGGAGUCGUGGGCGCACCGGCGAUACCGUCAUUAACGGAAGCCGAUCGCGAGUACGCUCACACCUUGGCUUACAGCGCGCGGCAGAAGCAUUAAACGGCUCGCUAGCCGAGAGCAGCAAUGGGAAAUCUUCAGGUAUCGGGAGGGAGCAACGCCUGUAUCCAAAGGAGCGGACAGUACGCGAUUUCAGAGACAGUUCGAGACAUCGAAAUAGAUUCGCUUAUUUAUCUUUGAAAAACAAAUCACCGCACAAAUUGCGACGAAACCGAGAGUGUAAAGACGGCGUGUAUCAGUGACGUUGAUGUUGGAAUAGCUAAAUAUUAUUGUGAAAGGAAAUGUCAAAAAUGCAAAACUUUUUCAAGUAUCACAAGUAGGCAAGUAGAUUCGAAUGGGCGAGCUGUCUCGUUCGUGUAAAUUUGCGCAAGUCUGCUCGUUUUUUCGAAUGAUCAUCGAUAUAAUAACAAUAUUGUAUCGCAAUUUCUCGUCUUUUAAAUUAAACGGUUUUGUAAAUGACAUAACUUUCGACGCAACAAUAUAAUGGAAA